Molecule: messenger RNA, 1477 nt
Organism: Striga asiatica
Lineage: Eukaryota; Viridiplantae; Streptophyta; Magnoliopsida; Lamiales; Orobanchaceae
Source: the annotation of a GenBank genome assembly
AACCCUCUCACAUCACAUACCAAUAAACCAUUAGGCGUAAAGCGACUGGGCAUUCCCAGUGGGGCACUUAAGAGAGUACCAAAAAACGUGGUAAAUUUAAUCAUUAAAACAAGCCAACAAGGAACAAGAGCAUUCUGUUCCCCAAAUUUGUGGUGGUGUUGACACUUGACAGAAAUGGGGUCGUUGGGCGCCAGUGGAAGCGGAGGCUUAUGGGGAAUGGGCCCAUUUCACCGCAACAUUCACCGGCGACGUGACAAGGGCAGCAAACCGUCCAAUAGCUCUAAGGAAAAUGCCGGACAAGCCACCACCGGUGCCGAUUCUCCUUACAAUUUUCCGCUUAAGGAAUCCGCUACCGCUGCUUCUCUCGUCUUGGCCGGCGACACCAUCGCCCAGGUCCGCCAGAAAUGGGUCAAACAUAAAGCUUCUGUUACCUCUGCUGAGGAUUUUAAGACGGUUACUAUAUCAGCCGAGAAAUAUGCUCGUCUUACCGAGACUGUGAAACUAUCAACACCGGUUGCAUUUGCUGAUAUUCGUACUCCCAGUGACCAAAUGGGUUAUGGAGAGGAUAUCAUAAGCUCACUUUUUUCUGAACAUGACUGGACUAGAGCCCUCCGUAUGACAUCAUAUGGGUUCCUGCUGUACGGCCCUGGUUCAUAUGCUUGGUAUCGGUACCUUGAUCACUGUAUGCCAAAGAAAAAUGUUACAAACCUAAUGACAAAGGUUUUACUAAAUCAAAUUGUACUUGGUCCAAUUGUAAUUGGUGUUGUUUUCGCGUGGAAUAAUCUAUGGCUUGGGAAACUUGCUGAGCUUCCCAACAAGUACCAAAAAGACGCCCUCCCUACGCUUUUUUACGGAUUCCGGUUCUGGAUUCCAGUAAGCUUAUUGAACUUUUGGGCAGUCCCUUUGCAAACCCGUGUAGCCUUCAUGUCGAUGGCCUCCGUAUUCUGGAACUUUUACUUGUCCUCCACCAUGAGCAGGUGAUUUGUCCUGAAAACAUAUCUAUUAAAGAUCCAACAUAUGACUUUCGAGCAAUCAGGUAUGCAGUUGUUGUUCAGAUGAUGCCCAGACGUAGAUUAUAGGUUAAUAAUAUCUAUGGCAAGAAAAACAAGAUAAAUGUAGUCAGGUUGAUAACAUUCAUUUCAUUAUGUAUCAUGCUUUGCGUUUUACUACACCAAUGGCUGCCUUAAGUGACUGUUCAUGUUCGGAUUUGGUGGGUUCUCUCUCUUCCCAAGUGAUGUGCUUUAUAAGCAGGUGUUGACGACCAUAUACUAAUAGCACUGUAAUAGUUUUUAUUCAGUCGGCCGAUCCAUUUAUAUUUUGUCCUCAAUUAUAUUUUCAUGAGCGGCCAAUACUGACGAGUGCAUGAUAUUUAUUUAAUUGGGAAAUGGAGGCAUUGCCCUUGUUGUAGAAUCGAAUAAAGGGGUUGAAACUGACUUGGCCACGACCAGUCAAAGUUUCAAAGGCCAAUUUGUUGUCA